AGAAAUAUUUCUCCUCAACACCUGCAGUACGUUGAAGACAUCGUCGUGUGGGGCAACACAGGAGAGGAUGCUUUUGAGAAAGGGGAGAAAAUAACACAAUUUUGGAUGGCUGCUUUUCUCAUGUUAAACAGAAUAAGGUGAAAGGAUGUGCACUGGAAAUGCAUUUUUUAGGAAUAAAUUGGCAAGAUGGAUGUCAUCAGAUCCCUACGGAUGUGAUCAGUAAAAGAGCAGCUGUGAACCGGCCAACUAGCAAAUGCUAAUGGCUGUAUAAUGCUGUAUGUCAUCACUACCACGCUUCCCACACUAAAGGACAGACAUGGUCCAGACCCAUGAGCUGUGCCCAUGCCUGAGGCCUCACAGACAGAUUCUCGUUGUGCACCUGCGCGGGGGCUCCGUCUGCACUCGUUAACAACCCUUCGCAUCCCUCCUCUGCACCCCUUGUGCUGAGGCUGUCGGGGUGUGUUUGGGCGGGCACACACCAUGUAAGGCCAUAUGACGUCACCCCUCCUUUAUGACGUCAUCACCAGGACACUAUAUAAGGCCGCGCUCGCCCAGGCCGGGCCAGUGGCAGAGGCGACCUCUGCUGCUGCACGGUGCUGGGAGCCAGUGUCUGCUGAGGGCUCAGAGGCUGCUGUCCCUCAGAGGUCCAGGCCGUGCGAUCGCUGGUGGCUAUUGCUGGCAGCAUUUGGUGACCGUUCAGCAUUCUCAUUCCUUAAGCCAUGAUCCGGGGUGGUGUGGGCCAGGGGCCCGUGGCGUACAGUCACCCCUCAUCCCGUCGGGGCCCAGCGCGACCCCCCAGCAGGCCUGUGCAGCGGGAGGAGCACACGCAGGAACUGGAGGCGCUGCAGGCCCAGCUGGAGGCCGAGCGUCUCCGCUCCCAGGAGCUGCACCGCCGCUUUGCUGAUGAAAUCUGUGAGAUGAAGAAGACAGCAGAGCAGGAGCGGCAGCUUCUGGCUGAGAAGCUACGCUCCAGAUGGGAGCAGCAACGGGCACGGGAGCUGCAGCAGCUGUGGGAGCUGAGCCAGAAGCAGCGGGCAACAGAGAUCCGUCAGCUGCUGCGUGAGAAGGAGGCCAGGUGGCGCCAGGCACAGGAGCUGCUCCGACAGCAGCGGGACGACGCCAUCCGCCAGGCGCGGGAGCUGCAGCAGGAGCUGGCCGAGGAGCUGGUGAAGCACGGCUGCAGCAGCAGCAGCGAGGCCCGCAGCAAGCUGCAGGAGGUCCACAGGCAGCUCCAGUGGCGGAAGGACAGCAAGCAGACCGCCCACAUCCUAAACCUCCAGAAUGAGCUGGAACUGCAGAGAAAACUCUUCCAGCAGUACAUCCUGGAGCAGGCUGAGGGGCGGCCGCCUGCCUCCCACAGCGAAGACAGGGCUGCAGCCUGGCACCGCCUGCAGACUCGCCUGGGCACAGGGACCACCGGGACCUGCUCUUCGAAGCGCCCCGGUGCAUCUGGUGCUGCUGGUGGAGGAGGGCAGCAGACAACCCACUCCAGCUUCAAAGACGCUCACCUCCAGGGAGAAGGGAAGAGCUGCGGGCGGGCGGUCACAGACGUGGCUGUUCAGGUCGCAGCGCAACAAGAGGCCUGUCCACCUGGCAGUGGAGAGAGCCAGCUGCUGGAGGAGAAAGCUCAUCUGCAGCAUGCCCUGGAGGACCUGCAGAGGCAAUGCAGUGUCCUUCAAGAGGAGACCCGCCUUCUGAGGAAGAAAAGGUCUCUGGAACUGAGGGAGGAGGUGGAGAGGCUCCAGCAGAAGACUAAUAUGCUAGGCCUCCUUACCAAGCACCUGCAAGAAGAAGACAGGCAACUGAAAGAGAUCGCCUUGAAAUCUGGAAAGACUGCUGCAAAGACAGAGCAGGUCGACCAGCAGCAGAGAGGGCAAUUGGAAACCGAGGCUGGGAAAAAACUUAGGCCUCACAAGAACCUGCAUCAGGAACGCUCAAGACUGCAGAAAAGGUACGAGGAGCUGAAAGUGCGUCUAGCAGAGAUGAUAAAUGAAAAUGCCAGACACGCAGAAGAAAAUUCUCAGCUCCGUGGGCAGAAGGAGCGGAUAGAGGAGGUUCGGUCUGACAACGCUGCUCUGAAGGGGGAACUCGUGCAAGUGACAGAGCAGCGAAGUUCUGCCAUCAGAGAGGCCAGACAUCUUCAAACGCAACUGAAAGAUCUGGAUUGUGAACUGAAAGCCAUGAGACAACUGGCAGAACGAAGGCAACAACAGGAGAACGACCUCGAGGAAACAAAGCGACUGCUGCAGACGAAAAAAGAGGAAGUUGAGCAUUUGCAGAGGGCUUGGGCAGAGCAAAGGAGGACACAUGAGGAAGACGCGCAAGUGUCUCAAGCGCAGCUGAGAGAAUUAGAGAAACAGUAUCAGCACCAAAGUCAACAAUGUGAGCUGCUCUCUCAGCAACUUGAGCAAGAAAAAAGAAAAAAAUCCAACCGUAUCGGUUCAGGACUACCACAGGUGACAUCUUCUCCCACAGCACAGGCCUAUGCAGAGCAGUCCCAUGACCUUUGCAACCGUGAAGAGGGCCCUGAGGGUGGGAACGGAGAAUCAGGAGCGGAGCAUGUGUCCUUCAUCCCGCAGUCCUCGGGACAAGAAUUGCUAAAACUUCGAAAAUUUUUAGCUCGAUAUAGCUACGAUCCUUUUGAGGGUCCUAAUGAGCACCCCGAAGAAGAGCUUCCUCUGACUGCGGGAGAAUUCAUUUAUGUCUAUGGAGACAUGGAUGAAGACGGCUGGUUUGUGGGAGAGCUGACGGAUGGCACAAGAGGAUUUGUCCCCUCUAAUUUGGUGGAAGAAGUUUCAGACGACGACCUGGUGACAACUGUGCCUCCAGAGCUACGUGAUCUCCUGCAGGAUAGCGAUGAUGAAGUGACGUUUUGCAGCAGGAGAAGAAAGAAGAAACGGAGGAAUAAAUAAAGGUCUUGACCAAGGAAUCUGUGUCCCUUGUGUCUUCCCCCUUCUCCCUCCCCUUCCACAGCUUCUAUUGCUGAGUGUGACGUCGCCGUAUGGACUAUCCCUUUGGUCUUUUUGGGUCAGCUGCCCUGGCAAUGCCCCCUCCCCACC
This is a messenger RNA of Cygnus olor (mute swan), 3059 nucleotides long. RefSeq names its product peripheral-type benzodiazepine receptor-associated protein 1-like. The transcript has a single exon. The record is from RefSeq and is a predicted model, not a curated record. Lineage: Eukaryota; Metazoa; Chordata; Aves; Anseriformes; Anatidae. Gene Ontology annotation, biological process: fertilization; spermatid development; neuromuscular synaptic transmission. Gene Ontology annotation, cellular component: manchette; nucleus. Bases 720 to 2912 code for a protein of 730 amino acids. Gene Ontology annotation, molecular function: protein binding.